Messenger RNA from Xyrauchen texanus (razorback sucker), 4497 nucleotides. Its product is annotated as protein TEX261. Gene Ontology annotation, biological process: endoplasmic reticulum to Golgi vesicle-mediated transport. The transcript has 6 exons. NCBI's taxonomy places the organism in Eukaryota, Metazoa, Chordata, Actinopteri, Cypriniformes, Catostomidae. The record is from RefSeq and is a predicted model, not a curated record. Gene Ontology annotation, molecular function: COPII receptor activity. Gene Ontology annotation, cellular component: endoplasmic reticulum membrane; Golgi membrane; COPII-coated ER to Golgi transport vesicle. Bases 108 to 698 code for a protein of 196 amino acids.
GUCUGAGGGAACUUUGAUCACUUCAGUUGUUAGCUUAGCAGCGGAGACUUACGUCUCUAUUUAUAGUUUUCUUACUCCGCAUUUAUUCGACUAGCCUUUUUAAAGAGAUGUGGUUUAUUUAUUUACUCAGCUGGCUGUCGCUGGUGGUGCAGAUAUGUUUUAUUACUCUCGCUAUUGCUGCGGGCCUGUAUUACUUGGCGGAGUUGAUAGAGGAGUACACUGUUGCCACCAGUCGCAUUAUAAAAUAUCUAAUAAUGUUUUCCACAGCCAUGCUGGUGGGGCUCUACCUGUUUGAGGGCUUCCCCAUGCUCAUGAUUGGAGUGGGUCUCUUCACUAACCUGGUUUACUUUGGUCUGCUGCAGACGUUUCCCUACAUUAUGCUCAGCUCUCCAAACUUUAUCCUCUCAUGUGUACUGGUUGUGUUAAACCACUAUAUGGCCUUCCAGUAUUUUGCAGAGGAGUAUUAUCCUUUCUCUGAGGUUCUAGCAUACUUCACAUUAUGCCUCUGGGUGAUUCCGUUCUCUUUCUUCGUUUCUCUUUCUGCUGGGGAGAAUGUCCUUCCCUCCACUGUGCAGCAGGGAGAUGACGUGGUGUCAAACUACUUCACUAAAGGCAAGCGGGGCAAGCGCUCCGGCAUCCUGCUCGUUUUCUCUUUCUUGAAAGAGGCUGUUUUGCCAAGCCGACAAAAGAUGUACUGAAGAAGCAGUUAAAGUUGAAUACAGAAUUGAUGGCGGAGUGCUGGUAUGGGGAUGUUCAGACCACCGUCCCUUUAAAACGGACAGCAUCUUUUUUUGUGGGAGGGUUUUUAUUUGGAAUGAUGGAGAUAGAAUCUGUAGCUGAGGGAGAGGACCACAUCUGAACAAAUGCACAUAGAAACUCCUGAAAUGAACAGUCUGUCUGUUAAUUCAUAAGAGAGUCGUCAGCUAAUUCUUUUUAGACGUCCCAAGCCAUGAAUGGACUUCACAAGUCUUCAAUUUUUAAAGGCUUUAUUGUUUUGAUGGUGUCUGUAUGUGGAUGAUGGUGGAAGGGGGCUUUGGCUGCUAGAGACGAGACAGCAGUACUGUCAAUCGAGGCUCCUGAUGAUUUUCUUCUAAUUGUGUCACUUCAGAAGCCAAUGUGUCUGUCCAUCAAUGAAUAAAGGUGUCUGUUUUUUUUUUUUUCCUCCAAUUUGUCAUUAAAAGCAAUAUUUUACCCCAAAUCCAAUUCUCUUCAAUUUAGAUACAUAAUACACUAAACAUAUUUAAUUAACUGUGUGAAGUAUUUGCUGAAAUUUUAUAUCAACUGGUGGUUUGACAAGUACAAAAAAUAAAAUAAAAAAAAUAGAUUGGUGGGUAAAAUAUUGCUUUGAAUGAAAUGAGCACCAUUGGGUUGGCCAUGCCCAAUAUUGUGUGCUAAACAAUAUUCUAAUAAAAUUCAGUUGUAUGAGUUUUUAGAAAGGUGAACAGUCAUGUACACUUAAGAAUCAAAUAUAAGUGGGUGAAUCUCACAAAAAAAAUAACAACGAUUUCAUGACAUUUAAGCACUUUUUUGACCUUCAAUUCCUGCAAUUCAUCAUGACAUUUGACUUUUUUUCUAUUUUUCAUUCUUAAUGGUGAUUGUCAUAAAAUUUCCAUAACUAAUACAUGAAUGUGUACUGUAUUAUAGAUACAAUUGUGCAAAAAAAAUUCAAUACGCAUAAAGGCAGCACAAUAAAUAUGACCAUGAAGUCUACUUUACAAAGUAUAUCAUUUUUACUGUAGGAUAUUACAGUAAUGAGAAUGAUAAUUAUUUUGCAUUAUGGUAAUUCAAAUGGAGCUGUUCAGCUUGUAAACCCACACAGAAGGCCAUGGAAUCCCUCUGGAUGUUCCUGUGGGUUUUUAUAAUGGAAGUAAAUGGAGUAAAAUAAUGUCUGUGGGAUGUUGCUUCAGUAUGGCUAAAAAUGUAUGCUUGGCAUAUGACUAAUUUAUGUUGUAGAGCAAAACAUACAUUUAUUUUCAAGUGAUGUUUACCAUGCUCACAUGGUACCUUAUUUGCUCACAAAUUCAAAACUGCCAUUAUAAAAACCCAUUGGAAAAUUCUGAGGGGGAACACAUGGUGAAUUAGCCUUCCGGGUUCGCCUACAAAUUGCCAUCACAGCUGAACAGUAUGGAAUGAUAUUCCGGACAUUAUUCAAAAGGAAUUGCAAAUUGUAUUUGCAAUUGCGUUUUCAAUUUGUGGACGCAUAAAAUGUGACAAUCCAAACGCAAUUGCAAAUCGCGCAUUACGGUUUGCAUUUUCGUUUAAGUGAACGCACAGUGACUGCCAGAUUUCAAAUGGAAAAGCAAAGUCCGUUUGCAACUGUGUUUCCCAUAUCUUACGAGUUUUGGCCCUGUCAUAUUUAAAUAGCAAUUUCAAUUACCACGUCUGCUUUUUCACUUUCUCAGCGUCGCGUAUGUAGCCAGCCAAAACUCAAAUGGAAUACUAAUUCCCUUAGUAUUUCCAUUUCAGAUGCCUUACACAGAAACCUGUCAAUCAGGGUCAAGGGUGGGAUUAUGCUAUGGGGCGUGUUUGUCUUGGGAAGUGACAUCACUCACAGUCUAUCAGGAUCAAUAAUUAGCACUGCACUUUAUUCAUCUAUAAUCUCACACUGGACUGUCAACAUAUUCUCCUCAAUAUACUACUUCAUAUAUAUAUAUUUCAUAUACUCCUACUUAUUGUAUUGUAUAUUGUGUGUAUUGUUUACUGUACAUUGUAUAUAAUUAUUGUGUUGUGUAAGUAUGUGUACAUUUGAUAUGUAAAUUGUUUUGUGUAAGUAUGUUGUUUACUGUAAUUGGUAUAUGUCUCGUCACUGUCAUGACUGCUAUGUUGCUCGGAACUGCACACAAGAAUUUCACCUACUGUUGCACUUGUGUACAUGGUAGUGUGACAAUAAAGUGAUUUGAUUUGAUUUGAUAAACCGGCAUCUGUUCAGGGCAUCACCUCUUGACCGUCGACUGUGAGUGACGUCACUUCCCAAGACAAACACGCCCCAUAGCAUAAUCCCACCCUUGACCCUGAUUGACAGGUUUCUGUGUAAGGCAUCGGAAAUGGAAAUACUAAGGGAAUUAGUAUUCCAUUUGAGUAUUAGAAAAUCAGUUAUUUUGAAUUCUUAUAAUAAAGGUGGCUUAAAUUUCAUUGAUUUUGAUUCUCUUAACAAUACCUUAAAAAUUAAUUGGCUUAAACGUUUCCUUCACAAUCAAUCUUCUAUUUGGAGUAUAAUCCCAAGAUAUAUUUUUUCUCAAUUAGGAGGUAUACAUUUUCUUUUAAUGUGCAAUUAUUCAAUUAGUAAACUUCCUGUCAAACUUUCCAAUCAUCAUCAGCAGAUGCUUAUGGCUUGGAAACUUAUUUACAAGCAUAAUUUCUCGCCACACAAUUUUUUAAUUUGGAACAACUGUAAUAUUCUUCAUAAGAGGAAAUCUUUAUUUCUUGAAAACUGGUUCAAUAAUGGGGUGAUAUUAGUAAACCAGCUAUUUGAUAGUGAAGGUAAUUUAUUUAAUUAUUCCGAUUUUGUUUCAGGAUACCAAUUCCCAGUAUCUAGUAAAGAAUUUAAUAUAGUUUUCAAGGCCAUCUCUUUGGAAAUCUGUAUGCUGUUUAGAAACAAUAAUAGUGCUACAGUGACUUCUGUUUCUCCCCUAACCCUGAAUCUACUGUGGUUGGUUCUAUUUGUUUUUCAAUACAUAAAUCCAAUUAUAAAAUUAGGUCAUUAUUUUUGGACCCUGUUACUUCAAUUCCUUCCUCCAUUUCUUAUUGGAAUAACCUUUUUGAUGAUAUUAAAUGGUCAUAUGUUUGGUCACUUCCUCAGAAAUUCUUUCUAACUAAUAAAGUUAAAGAAAUAUCCUAUAAAAUUAUUCAUAGAUUUUAUCCAGUUAAAUACUUUUUAAAGAAAUUUAGAAAUGAUAUUGAUACUUCCUGCUCUUUUUGUGAAGCCUCCUCUGAAACUGUUGAUCAUUUGUUUUGGGAAUGUCUUUUUACUCAGUCUUUCUGGAACAAUAUUGAUGCUCUGAUUGUCCAAAAGGUUUUAUGUAACUUUUCUUUAUCAUAUAGACACAUUCUUUUUGGAUUUUAUGUUAAAGACAAGAAUCUAAUUAAUGCAUGUUUUUGUAUAAACCUUCUUUUAUAUAUUGGAAAGUUUCAUAUCCAUAAAUGUAAAUAUAUGAAAAGUAAACCCCACUUUAGCUUUUUCAAAGAAGAAUUGAAGAUGUAUUUAAAUACAAUUUCAACUUCUGUUAACAAGAAAGCAAUUAAAACAUCCAGAAUUAGUGCCAUGUUUAAUAUUCUCUCUUAAUGUUUUUUUCUUUUGUGCCCUCUUCUUCUUUUUAAUUUUUUCUUUCUUCUCUUACUCUCUUUUCUUUUUAGACUAUUGUUGAAUAUAUUUAAAUUUCUUUCACAUUUCCUCUCUUAAUGUAUUCUGAACCAUAAUUUCUCUUUUGUUUUGAAAGAUUGUUUAUAUUUCUUGUAUGUAUCGUCUUGUUCUGUUUGUUAAUAUUGCAAUAAAAAAAA